GAUUAGACCAAUCAUCUUCUUGCUUUAAAAUAACCACCAACCCUACUGAGAAAAUAAGUUCCUCAUACAACCAGGUGUGGUUUUAUUCUGGAGUCAAGACUGUGCCACUGAACCUGCUCAUUCUAGAUAUGAAGAUCGCCUCGUUCAAUGCACAGAGGUUCGGACAGACCAAAGUCUCAGAUCCAGACGUCCUGUCAACUCUUGUCAAGAUUGUGUCGCGAUACGACAUCAUAGUGAUAAUCGAGGUGGUGGAUGUGACCGGAGCUGCUGUUAAACUGUUCUUAAAAGAACUAAAUGAAGUCAACACCACGCAACACUACGCUAUGCAGCUCAGUAUGCGCCUGGGGAGGAACAGAUACAAGGAACAGUUUUUGUUCCUUUACAGGGAUGAUGUCGUUGAUCUGAUUGACUGCUAUCAAUAUGAAGACAACCAAGUGAACGACAUGGAUGCCUUUGCAAGAGAACCAUAUAUUCUCCGCUUUAAACCACACAACACAGUGUUGAAGGAUAUAGUGCUGAUCCCGGUCCACACCAAACCAUGGGACUCUGAGAGAGAGCUGGAUGAGCUGUAUGAGGUCUGUCUGCUGGUCAAAGACAAAUGGAAAACUGAUAACAUAAUGAUCCUGGGAGAUUUCAAUGCAGAUGGUGUGUAUGUCAACCGUAAGGAGAUGCAGGGGAUUCGCAUUCGCAGCGACAAGAAUUUCCAUUGGCUAAUCAGUGAUGACGUGGACACGACGGCAAACACAUCAAACGACCACACCUACGACCGGAUUGUUGUAUAUGGAGAAGAUAUGCUUGCAGCCAUUGUGCCAAACUCAGCCAAGCCAUUUCAUUUCAACAAAGAGUUUGCUAUGACUGAAGAAAAGGCCCUGAAGGUGAGCGACCGCUACCCUGUUGAGGUCGAGUUCGGUAAAGCUCCUCCUUUCUGGAUUACAAAGAGCAACCAAAGAAGUGUUGAUACAUCAGUUCACAGAGCUGUCACAGAAAGUCUGCAGGAUGAUGUGUUGACACUGCAGAAGGAAAACCUCCUGCUGGAGCGAGAAAAACUUCAACUACAGAUCACUUUAUUAAAACAACGGCUUGGCAAACUCAAGCUGAAACAAUGACUAUAAGAUCUCAAACAAGACUGAUUAUGUUAAGCUGUAUUUCUUUUAAUAAAUAAUGCUUUUUAUUUGA
Eleginops maclovinus (Patagonian blennie) is the source of this 1176-nucleotide messenger RNA. Its product is annotated as deoxyribonuclease-1-like. The transcript is spliced from 10 exons. The record is from RefSeq and is a predicted model, not a curated record. Gene Ontology annotation, biological process: DNA catabolic process. NCBI's taxonomy places the organism in Eukaryota, Metazoa, Chordata, Actinopteri, Perciformes, Eleginopidae. Gene Ontology annotation, cellular component: nucleus. The coding region runs from base 129 to 1106 and encodes 325 amino acids. Gene Ontology annotation, molecular function: DNA binding; deoxyribonuclease I activity.